Fomitopsis serialis is the source of this 1281-nucleotide messenger RNA. RefSeq names its product glycosyltransferase family 76 protein. The transcript is spliced from 3 exons. The record is from RefSeq and is a predicted model, not a curated record. Gene Ontology annotation, molecular function: alpha-1,6-mannosyltransferase activity; GPI mannosyltransferase activity. Gene Ontology annotation, biological process: GPI anchor biosynthetic process. Bases 1 to 1281 code for a protein of 426 amino acids. Gene Ontology annotation, cellular component: mannosyltransferase complex; endoplasmic reticulum membrane. Lineage: Eukaryota; Fungi; Basidiomycota; Agaricomycetes; Polyporales; Fomitopsidaceae.
AUGGUCGUCGUUGGCACGGAUAGUCAUGUCCGUUUUCUAUGGAUAUGCUCGUUCGUACUCUGGGGUCUGUCUCUGAUAUUGACAUAUCUAUCGUCCACUCUGCCGCUGUUCGACUCAUCGUCCAACGUUGUCUUGACGUCGUCUGAUGCGUUGUGGUACCAGUUCGCCAUCCGACCAUUUCUUCGUUGGGAUACCUUCCACUUUGCGCACAUCGCUCGCCAUGGCUAUGUCUACGAGCAUGAAUGGGCUUUCUUUCCUGGUGCGCCUCUUGUGAUGCGGACAGUAGCCCGCUUUCUGCACUUCGUCUGCAAGGAUGAAGGCCAGCUUCUCAGCUAUGAGGACCUACUCUUUGGUGGCAUGGUCGCUGCUCUAUCGUGUGGUAGUGUGAUUAACCUCUAUCGGUUGACCUUGCAUCAUAUGCGUUCUCCGAAUGUGGCCCUUCUCGCCUCGCUGUUAUCGCUGCUCCCGAGCAGUCCGGUCACCCUUCGUCUGGCUCCGUCUACCGAACCGUUCUUCACAUACCUGUCAUAUAAAGGCAUGUUGUACUGUGCUACCGGGCAAUGGCUCCUGGCGUCGGGAUGCUUUGCCGUCGCGUGCAUGUUCCGCUCCAACGGCAUCAUACUCGCAGGAUUCAUGAUCUGGGGGAUGCUCGUCGAGCCCUUCCUCAGCUCACGCAAGAUCACCAUCACCAGACUUCUCCGUAGUGUCGUCCUGACCUCCACUAUACUAAUGCCCUUCGUAUGGCACCAAUACUCAGCCUAUAUCGCAUUCUGCACCAUCGUGACCCCCGCUCCAUGGUGCUCGCACGUCCCGCCUUUAAUAUACGGCUAUGCCCAGUCCAAGUACUGGAACGUCGGCUUCCUGCAGUACUGGACUCCCGAGCAACUUCCGAACUUCCUCAUCGCCUCACCGCCCCUCGUUCUGCUGCUCAGCUACUCAGGACAUUACUUGCAGCGCGCUCUCCUUCCUCGACUACGCGCAUCCCUAAUAUCACAACACAUCCCCGAGAAGGACGGCUCGAAGACGCAAAGCGCCUCACCCUUCCUCGCUCCGUCCAUAGCACCACACGCGAUCCACGCCCUGAUCCUCACGCUCACGCUACUCUUCGCCGCCCAUACGCAGAUCGUCCUCCGGCUCGCGGCCUCGAUGCCAUUCACGUACUGGGCCGCUGCGUGGCUCCUCGUCGAACACCGCCGGUGGGGCAUGUACUGGGUCAGCUGGAGCCUCGUCUGGGGGGCGGUGUCCAUUAUUCUCUGGACGACGUUCUUGCCACCUGCAUAG